Prunus avium (sweet cherry) is the source of this 2299-nucleotide messenger RNA. NCBI's taxonomy places the organism in Eukaryota, Viridiplantae, Streptophyta, Magnoliopsida, Rosales, Rosaceae. The record is from RefSeq and is a predicted model, not a curated record.
GAAGUGCGAAACGUCUAGUUGCAUAGCGCGCUGACUCACCCCCGCCACCACACGUCGUCGCAAAAGUAAGAACCGAAACGCAAGAACUAUGGCACUUGCUGGGCACCGCCUUAUCUCAAGCUCCUCAUCAUCCACUGUAACUGCCGUUUCAUCGUUCCCUCCAAAACCAAAACCCCCAAUUUCAAAUCACAACUUCUCCUCCAACCAUGAAAUUCCAAACUUCUUACACAGUCGCAGAGACGUUGCUUUGCUCUCCUUCAUCGCUCUAAUUCCUUCUCUUUCGCGACCCGACCCGGCAUUCGGAAUCUCCUUCGGCAUUUCAGGACCAAAGGAUUGGCUCCGAGAACAAAAGAAGAAGGCCUCCAGGUUCCUCUUGGCCCCAAUUGAUGCCUCUAGAGAGAGCCUCCUCACUGCUCAUCGAAUACUCACGGCUACCGAUUCUAAUAGUACAAAUGAAGAGAUAGAGGAGGUUCAGAGACUAUUUAAAUCUGCUGCGAGGGAUUGCGUUCCAGAAGACAGGAAUUCAUUUGUUGCAUUUCAAGCCAAUACAGGGGUUGAGGUUUGCACAUUCCGUCUGGUUGUAAAGAAUGCGGCGUCGUUGCUUGGUGAUAAGGAUCCUGUAAAAUUGGAAGCUGAAUCCAUACUAAAUGAUCUUAUAAGAUCAUUCACUUCUCUUAAUGUUCUGGUAAAUGAGACUGACGUUCAAUUUGCCUCUGAAAGAAAGAAGGUUGCAGAUUCUCUUAUGGAUACCAUAUCAUCCCUAGACAAAUUUGAGCAGGGAAUUAAGGACUGCCUUGAAGCUUGACCAAUAUGUAUUUGUUUUCCUUGCAGAAGAAAACUAUCUUGUGGACGUCAUGUUUGAAAUUCUGCAGAUGCAUGUUUAUUCCAGAUUCAGAAAUCUCUCUUUGCUCUGUCUGUUCGGUGUCUUGAUUUUUCCUCUGUCAUGUUCUUUGACCUUAUUUUGGUGCAUUCUUUUUCCUAUAAGAUAGAUCCUUAUAAUUUAGUAUCGUUAUUGAAUUAAGUAAAUGCUAGUUCUGCUCCAACCAAAAAGGAAAAAGAAAAAAGAAGUAAAUGCUAGUUUUGUUGCGAAGUCUUUGUGUUGCAGUCUCAGUUUCUCAUUGUAGAAAUAUCAUUCUGGUCGUUGUUAUCAGAAUGGGAUGCAAUUAGCUCUGUAGAAAUGUACAUUUCGUCACAUCUUAAGUCAUUCUAGUCAUUCAGUUCAAUCUAAUUGUGAACAUGAAUCCACAAACUAACUAAAUGUCUGGCUUGAAAUAAAGCAAAAUGCACACUUAUAAAUUUGUGUACUUUGCAUACUGAAGGUUACCAAUUGUCGGUGAGCAUUGUUGAUAAUUUGCCUAACAUAAUUGAACAACUGAAUAUGUACAUAUUUGUUUGCUAAUGAAAUUGUCAGACAUCUUAAAUUCAUUUGAGUUCUCAUUCCAAUGGAAUAUAUUUUCCUUUGACAGUACUACAAAUAUUGAUGCCUACUCCUAUGCUGCUUUAAUUUUGAGUUGACACUUGUGGUAUCAAAUUAUAAAUGACCUGUUGGUCCCUGUGGAGUGGUCUAAUAGGUAAUCAGAUGUUGCUACACCAACUGGCUGUGAAGUGUUCCAUCAUCUGGCUGUGUUUAUACUGACCUAGACAAGCUGCGCAGCUAGUUGGAGAUAUUUAGUGAACAUCAGCUGGCCAUCUAUGGAAUAGUUUGCUUUGGUGAACCAGAAGCCUCAACCAAAUACAAGCGACAACAUGGUGUUCCAUCAUCUGGGUGGGUAUAUACUGACCUAGGCAAGCUGCGGAGCUUGUUGAACAGAUUUAAGGGAUCGUGCAUGAGCCCAAAAUGAGCAUCUGGAUCACCAAUUUGUGAAAGUUUAACAUGAGAAAAGCCAAGAGAUGGCAGGAGAUGAUCAGGCCAAUCGCUGUAGAAAUGGAAGAUGGAACUGGAGAGACUGGUUGAUGGUUUGUUCAUAAAAUCUGCCAAGAGCACUGUGUUAGUAAGCGAGCACUUGUCUGCUAUGAUUUCAAGUACUUGUGUGGCCUCAGAGUGGGAUAGGUAGUAGAGGAUGCCUUCCAGAACCCACACUGUGUUCUUCUCUGGCACAAACCCUGAUAUUUGAAGUUUUUCGAGCCAGUCAUUGCUUCUGAUAUCAGCCGCCACUCUGGUUAUGGAUUUUGCUGUUAUCUUUAGAUACUGGUGAUCGUUUGUAGAAUCCAUCGCUGCUUGCAGAAGAGUGGCUUUAAUUUGCAGGACUUCAGGAAAAUCAACUUCAAACACAUUGCUUUCCUUCAAGCAACUCAAUCG